This is a messenger RNA of Boeremia exigua, 2232 nucleotides long. RefSeq lists its product as uncharacterized. The transcript has a single exon. The record is from RefSeq and is a predicted model, not a curated record. NCBI's taxonomy places the organism in Eukaryota, Fungi, Ascomycota, Dothideomycetes, Pleosporales, Didymellaceae. The coding region runs from base 1 to 2232 and encodes 743 amino acids. Gene Ontology annotation, biological process: carbohydrate metabolic process.
AUGGCUACACAAUCCACGCCUAGCGCUGGUGACAGCCUUCGGCUCACCAACCGUCUCAAUGAGAGCCGCUCGCCGUACGUACGCGGGCACAUGAACAAUCCAGUCGCAUGGCAGCAGUGGGGACCAGAAGCGCUCGAGCUGGCAAGAAAGUCCAACCGCCUCAUCUUCAUUAGCAUAGGCUAUGCCGCCUGCCAUUGGUGCCAUGUCAUGGAACGCGAGUCUUUCGAGAACAACGAGGUCGCCCAGCUGCUCAACGACAACUUCAUUCCCAUCAAGAUUGACCGCGAAGAGCGCCCAGACGUCGACCGUAUAUACAUGAACUAUGUCCAGGCGACGACUGGUAGCGGCGGUUGGCCGUUGAAUGCCUUCAUCACUCCAGACCUGCAGCCUAUCUUUGGCGGAACAUAUUGGCCGGGGCCUGGAUCCACGAUGGGAGGCGAUCAUAUUGGCUUCGUUGGCAUCUUGGAAAAGAUUAGGGAUGUGUGGCAGAACCAGCGUCAGCGAUGUCUCGACUCAGCGAAAGAGAUCACCACCCAGCUUAGAGAAUUCACAGAGGAUGGCAACAUUAGUAGGAAGGACGGCGCGGACCACGAGACGCUCGAUCUUGACUUGCUCGAAGAAGCCUACCAAUACUUUCAGAACAAGUACGAUACAGAAUGCGCCGGAUUUGGAAGCGCGCCCAAGUUCCCAACGCCGUCGAAUCUCGCUUUCCUGUUGAAGCUUUCGCAGUACCCACGCGCUGUUGCUGAUGUCGUUGGAGUGAAGGAGUGCACACAAGCAAAAGACAUGGUCUUGGCCACGCUGGAUGCCAUGAACAAGGGCGGUAUUCAUGAUCAGAUUGGCAACGGUUUUGCACGCUAUUCAGUUACGAGAGACUGGAGCUUGCCUCAUUUCGAGAAGAUGCUAUACGACCAGGCGCAGCUUCUGCCCGUAUAUCUUGAUGCCUAUCUCAUGACCAAGAGUUCUGAGCAUCUCUCAGCCGUUCACGAUAUCGCUACAUACCUCACAUCGCCACCACUGCACUCGCAGUCUGGCGGGUUUUUCUCUUCCGAGGAUGCUGAUUCCCUUUACCGACCCUCGGACAAGGAGAAGCGUGAGGGUGCGUUCUACGUAUGGACGCUGAACGAAUUUCAGGAUAUACUGGGCGAGCGCAAUGCUGAAAUUCUAGCGCGUUACUACAAUGUCAAGGACGAGGGGAAUGUUGCGCCUGAACACGAUGCACACGACGAGCUUAUCAAUCAGAACGUGCUCGAAGUCACUAUGACUCCAGAAGAAUUGGCGAAGCAGUUUGCUCUGUCAGAAGAGGAGGUAGGGCAGAUAUUGUCAGAAGGCCGACAGAAGUUGCGAGAUCACCGUGAACAGGAGCGCCCACGGCCAGCUCUCGAUGACAAGAUUGUUGUGUCUUGGAACGGCCUUGCUAUUGGGGCUUUGGCACGCACAUCUGCCGCACUCUCUUCGUCGGACGCUUCACGAUCGCAACGCUACCUCGCCGCUGCCGAACAAGCAGCUGCCUUCAUCCGCCGCGAACUUUACAACUCUUCCUCCAAGACUCUGACGCGCGUCUACCGCGAAGGUCCAGGUGAAGCACCCGGGUUUGCCGAUGACUACGCGUAUCUCAUCUCUGGUCUCGUUUCUCUCUAUGAAGCGACUUUUGACGAGUCAUACCUGCAAUGGGCCGAUGAUCUACAGCAGACACAAAUCAAGCUCUUCUGGGACAAGGAGUACCUCGGCUUCUUUUCCACUUCAGAAAACCAACAAGACUUGCUUAUGCGAUUGAAGGACGGCAUGGACAAUGCCGAGCCAGGUACCAACGGCGUGAGCGCGCAGAAUCUGGACAGAUUGGGUGCCUUGCUUGAAGAUGAGAGUUACGUCAAGCUCGCUCGAGAGACAGCGAGCGCGUUCGAGGCAGAGGCAAUGCAGCAUCCCUUCCUGUUCCCAAGCUUGAUGGACACAGUGGUGGCUGCAAAAUUGGGUGUCAGACACGUUGUGAUUACAGGCGAAGGCCAAAGGGUCGAGGAAUGGCUAAGGAGGUACCGCGAACGACCUGCUGGCUUGAGCACGAUUAGUAGGGUGCGAACACAGGGUGGAGAGUGGUUGAAGCAAAGAAACCAGCUGGUCAGGAGCAUGGCCGCCGACAGAGAGGGUGUCAUGCUCUGUGAAAACGGCAGCUGCAGGGAUGAGCUAGGAAUGGAUUUGGGCAGUGUCAGUGAGGCAGUACCCGAGUUGAGGUGA